This is a messenger RNA of Benincasa hispida (wax gourd), 822 nucleotides long. Its product is annotated as vascular-related unknown protein 4-like. Lineage: Eukaryota; Viridiplantae; Streptophyta; Magnoliopsida; Cucurbitales; Cucurbitaceae. Gene Ontology annotation, biological process: xylem development; multidimensional cell growth. The record is from RefSeq and is a predicted model, not a curated record.
UCUUCCCCUUCAAAACCCCAAUAUUAAUUUCAUCUCUCUCUCUCUCUCAUCCUUCAUAUACUUCUCAUGGCCAAAGAAAACUCCACCAAUGAUUCCCUUUACCACGGCGGCGAUCCAUCGCCGGAGGAGAGUGGCUGGACCAUCUACUUUGAAGAUUUCCUCAACACCAACCACUCUUCUCAUCAACCACCCACCUCCUUCUCUUCUUCUCAUUUCUCUUUCGAUCAAAGCUACUCCGUCGCCGACGCCGCCUCCUCCGUCCCUGAUCAUAAACUACCAGUCGACAACGACGAAGCUGCCCUAGAUCCCGGGUUCGGCUACAAGGAUCAUAUCAACUUUUUCAAGAAGAGGAAGAUGAUCAAGGAGUUGUUUGUUGAAGAUGAAGCUUUGGAGGAUACUGCUAGCUCUCCUGUUAAUAGUCCCAAGGUUUGUGAUUCAACCUACUUCAGUAAGAACCAGAAGCACAAAGAGAAUUUGAGAACUCCUGAGGUGGAUGAGAGAAGAGAAAUGGGUAAUUUUGUUGGAAUGGGCAAUGACUACAGAGAAUUGAAGAAAAGAGGGCUUUGCUUAGUACCUUUGUCUAUGGUAGUUAAUUAUUUUGCUGAAUAAUUGUGCUCUCUCUCUCUCUCUUGUUUAUGUAAAUAUUCAUUUGAUGAAGGUUUGUGUAUAUAUGUAUAAAAUGUGUAUGAUAGAAAUUUAAGUUGGUGCAAUAUUAUUGUAAUCAAAUAAAGGCAUUAGAAGAGAGAAAGCAUAUGUAUAAAAUAAUAAUCUAAAUUUUAGCCUUUUUAAAUGGGGAGUAAACAAAUUAAAGAGAUUAAAUGA